GCGACGGUCAUGUGCAAUGUGCGAGAAUACAUAACUCCUGUGGAUAUUGAUCCUUCUUCUAGUCAUAUUCCCUAUGGCACCAUGCCCUGUUGUCUGCUUUUCAAUCACGACGCAAAACCGACCAAGGCCGAGCGAAAUGAUAGCUGCACGAUUGGCUCAAAAUGCACGUCGGUAUCGAGGCCCGAUCGUCCAUGAGGUGACACCAUAGGCACCCAUUACCGCCAUUUUUUUCGCCUUGUUCUGCUCCGUUUUUUCACGAUCGUCGUACCGUUGCGCAAACGCUGCUCACGUCACUAUCGUGGCAAUCGUCACCGACCCGCCGCUGUCGAACGAAACAACGGCACAUAGCUAGGUGCCCCACCUGUCUGAACCCCUCCAUCGCGCGCCGACAAACUUCAACACACCAACUCUACACACACAUCAACACCAUGGGCAAGCCUCCGAAUCUAUACGCUUUCCAGAGCGCUGCCGAGCUCGCCCCGAGCCUGCGCACCUACGUGCUCGACGCCCAAAACGCUGCGCUCGAGCGCCACCAAGUUUUCCGCGUCGCCGUUUCUGGCGGCUCCCUGCCCAAGACGCUUGCCCAAGCGCUUCUCAAGGAGACCAAUGGCGAAGGAAAGGUGCAAUUCGACAAGUGGGAGAUAUUCUAUGCCGACGAACGCGCGGUGCCUCUCGAUCACGAAGACAGCAAUCACCGACUGGUCAAGGAGGAGCUUCUUGACAAGAUACCGUCUGAGCUAGGCACACCCAAGGUCUACCCAAUCGACGUCAAGUACCUCGAUGACGUACAAGAGCUGGCCGACCAGUACGAGAAGACGCUCGUCAGUGUGUUUGCCGCACGCGACAGCGUAAAGUUGCCACUCUUCGACCUGCUUCUGCUUGGCUGUGGACCGGACGGACACACCUGCAGUUUGUUCCCCGGUUCUGAGCUUUUGCGCGAAACCGAAGCAUGGGUACUCUCCAUCUCCGACUCUCCCAAGCCUCCCCCGAAGCGCAUCACCAUCUCCCUUCCCGUCGCGCAACAUGGACUCAAGAUCGCCUUCGUCGCGACUGGUGGAGGAAAGAAGGAUAUCAUGCGCCAAAUCUUUGAUUCUGACGAGGGUCAGCAGCUGCCGUGUGGUUUGGUGAACCACAAGGGCGGAGACCGCGUUAGCUGGUUUGUUGAUUACGCUGCUAUCGAGGGUGUUUCUUUCCCAGCGCGCCGUGGUAGCCUGUGAGAACAGGGAACGGAUUAGCUGUGCUUUCGUAUGGGAUGGACGUACGCGCCAUUUCACGAAGUAUGCAUUGGUCGCUCACUCGGCUUAGAUACAAUAGAUAACGAACUCUGACGAUAUUCCCAUUCCA
Messenger RNA from Alternaria rosae, 1344 nucleotides. Its product is annotated as 6-phosphogluconolactonase. Gene Ontology annotation, biological process: pentose-phosphate shunt; carbohydrate metabolic process. The record is from RefSeq and is a predicted model, not a curated record. Bases 429 to 1217 code for a protein of 262 amino acids. NCBI's taxonomy places the organism in Eukaryota, Fungi, Ascomycota, Dothideomycetes, Pleosporales, Pleosporaceae. Gene Ontology annotation, molecular function: 6-phosphogluconolactonase activity. The transcript has a single exon.